AUGGACUCGACUCAGCCGAAUAAAGCCACCAAACAGGCUUGCGACAACUGUCGCCGCCGAAAGAUCAAAUGCUCCCGCGACCUGCCGUGCGAUAAAUGCAACCAUUUGCUUUUGAACUGCUCAUAUAGUGAUAAUCUGCGUCGCAAGGGACCCAAAUUUCGCACGCUAUAUCCUCUUGCGCCGAGCCAUCCCCUAUCGCUACCACCUCCGACAACAGUCCCCGAAGAUACGAGGACCGCACACGAAGGAUACAACGAUUAUGCACCACAAGAUGCACCAGCAUCCCUAUCAGCACCAUCGUCGUUCUUCCAAUAUCAACAUCAAUUCCAAUUCCAACCCCUCCAGAUCGUUCCCUCCCCGCCCGACUCCUCGACCGAUUCGGACUACUCCAGCAACAUCCGGCCAUAUGCGCGACGCUUAACCUCGCCCAUCAUCCUCGCGCACGUCAAUGUCUUCCUUAAAUAUUUAUUCCCGAUCAUGCCCGUCGUGCGUCGCGAUGAAUUACAACGCGAUAGCCAUCAUCCGGAGCGGGUGUCUGCGCAACGGUAUGCAUUUUUGGCGGCGUUGUGUGCGACGACACAUAUACAAUUAAACUUGGACGGGGGACCAGGAUCGGAUGCUACUGCAGUCGAUGGACAAGGAUUGAUGUCUGGGGAAGAAUUGCUCGCAGAGGCAGUGCGUGCACGGAAUGAAUGCGACGUGGUCGAAGAAAUGGACGUGGAAAGUCUCUUGACAUCGCUAUUCCUGUUCGCUUCGUACGGCAAUCUGAAUAAACAGAAGCAGGCAUGGUUCUACCUCUGUCAGGCGACUUCCAUGGUCUUCACCCUAGGCCUACACCGCGAAUCAACAUACACGGGCCUAAACAUCGAAGACGCAGAAGAAAAGCGACGAGUCUUCUGGCUACUCUUUGUUACCGAACGAGGAUACGCCCUCCAACAAUCGAGGCCUGUCAUGCUACGCAACUCAAUCCAAAAACCGCAAGUUCUUGGUUCCGACGAUCCAAUCCUAGCAUAUGGCUUCAUAAACCUCAUCAAUCUCUUCGAGAAACUCACCGUCAGUUUAUAUGACUGGUUAUCAGCUGGAGGCAGCGAUGAGGACCAACUUCCAACACCAGCUUCAUCGAUCCAAUCAAGUCUUUGCAAUACACCCGUUGCUUCUCUGCGGGGUGUGCUCGAGAUCCAGCAGGUCGAUAUUCUUAUCACGCAGCAGUGGCUACAGGCUAUGAUGUGGAAGCUGUCAAGAUACGGUCCGGAUGCUGGCAAAAGCGAUGGCAGAGCAAUGCUCCCCUUUAACCUCCCCAUAGUCGUCGGCAAAGCCGUUAUGAGCGUCAUCGGGGCUGCAUCUCAGGGCGCCGUUGACGCGCAUGGGAUUGGAAUGGAACAAAAACUCUUCGACCUAGGCUCAGCCCUCACAAACCUAACAACCACAACCACAACGCCCCAUUCCCAAUCACCUAAACCCCCCAUCCCAAGCGCAGACACCCGCGAACUCCUCUGGGGCAUCCUGACUACCUUAUCACGCAUCAGAGGCUCGCAGUCUUAUCUCUUCCCAAGAUUACUGGAACAAUCUAAAUCUGUAUUAGGAAUCGAUUGUUCCAUCACACUCGGAAAUUUCUUGCCAGAUCUUGCUCCUGCCCCGGCUACCAAUGCAGCUACCAUUGGGGGUCCUGGGACGCCGGUAUGGGCGGAUGAUAAGAGGGAUCAUUGGGUUGUUGGUGGAGCUGCGGCUGAUAUUGGGAAUAGAGAUGAAAAAUUGGAAGAUGGUGAGGCAGAAAUGAUGAUUUCAUGACAUUAUGGGAAUAUAGAUGUGCCUAUACGUACCUGUUUUUCUAGAACGACCGUGGCUUUCCUCUUCUGGACGCCACCGCUUUAAUGAGAGUACUCAGGGGCUUGCUCAGUGAGUAUUUCACAUUAUGGAUGACCGCUCAGUGAGGACGCAGGGUCUGCUCACCCGCCCUUUAUUGUGCGCGGGUAGUUGGACAGCCAUGUCUGAUGAACAGCCCUCAAGAUUGCCCAGGUCAUCCAACCUACCAUACAAGAUGACGCAAGUAGAAAGUUGAUGGAGACUAGUUAAAUCCUAAGUGGUGAACUCUAAGCGAAU
Aspergillus glaucus CBS 516.65 is the source of this 2100-nucleotide messenger RNA. Its product is annotated as putative C6 transcription factor (AmyR). Gene Ontology annotation, molecular function: DNA-binding transcription factor activity, RNA polymerase II-specific; DNA binding; zinc ion binding. The record is from RefSeq and is a predicted model, not a curated record. The transcript has 3 exons. Lineage: Eukaryota; Fungi; Ascomycota; Eurotiomycetes; Eurotiales; Aspergillaceae. The coding region runs from base 1 to 1788 and encodes 595 amino acids. Gene Ontology annotation, biological process: regulation of DNA-templated transcription; DNA-templated transcription.